AUGGGCAUGGGCGGAAGCGUGGACGACGUCUGGGAGAAACUGAAGGCAUCGUCAGCACCCUCGCAGCACGCGCUGAAGGCCAAGCGGCUUCUGAGAGGGGCGCACGCGGGCGAGUCAACGUCGCGGCAUGGGGCUCAAUCCUCGCGAUCGUCGAGCCAAGGGACGGGCAGAGGGCCCACUGCGGCGCACGGGGACGGCUCACUGGAGGCCUUCUCCGCGCCUUCCACCUCUGAUUCAACCUCCGAGCCGACCCCCGACCCCGAGCUUGAGAGCCCGAGCCCGGCGAGCUAUGCGGAUCUGGAAGAUCUCGCACGUGGACUGGCGCGCGAUCUAAACUCGCUGGCCGACACGCAGGCGCCCGCGUCGACGCGCCUGAGGAGCCUGAGGGUGCUCCGAGGGGUCAUCGACACCAUCGACGCGAGUCUUCUGCGUGAGGCAUCCCUCGAUUCCUUCGCUAAGCCGCUCCUUCGUCGCUUCGAGGACGCGUCCGAGCAGUGCCGCGAGGAGGCUGCGGAGGCGUUUGCCGCGCUGACAAGACGGAUGGAGUCCGCGAUGGACUUGCUGCCGUACGCCAUGGCGGUGCUGAGGGUACGCCUGGGUCCCGCGGUUCCUGACGGCAAGGAUCCGAAGGAGCCCAGCGAGGAGGUACGGGCCAAGCUCCACGCCGUGCUGGUGAGCCUGUUGACCAAGGGGGAGGACGAGUGCGUGUCGUGCGCACCAGAGGCGGUGGACAUCCUCGAGUUUGCGGUGGAGGACUCGCACGCUGAUGUGGCGUUGCUGGCGUGCGAGUCCCUGGAGACUCUCGUGCACAACCUGGGCAGGAAGCUGGCGCCCGUGAGCAAGAAUCUGGCGUGGAUGUUCUUCCCGAACCUGACGCACAGGCGCGCGAAGGUGAGGGUCGCGACGCUUCGCGCCGUGAGGGGGUUGAUGCACUGCGGAGCGCACGAGACCAUCCUCGAUCUGGUGGCGUUUCAGCACCCGAACCUGGUGCCCGUCAAGGCGUUCUACGGGGAAGAUCAGAAGGUGAACUACUUCGGCAAGCUCGCGACGGACGGCAGCGUGCAGGUGCGGUGUGAGUUUGUGAGGGUGAUUGGUGAUUGGAUGACCACGCUGAUUGAGCGACUCGACCACGAAUCGCGGCUGCUCCCUUACGUCAUCUCCGCGCUCACGGACGAGGCUGAGUUGGUGCAGAAGGAGGCUAUGGACCUGAUGGACCGUCUCGGGAUCCAAUACGAGAAGGAGCACGAGAAGGAUCUGAAGCAGACGAUGUAUUACAUGCCCGAGGCGUUCGGCGAGGACAUCUACGGCGUCGGUGAGGACGCGCUGACGCUGCCGCCGCCGUUCACCCGACGACCGCGGCUGGGAUCCCGCAUCCUGGUAAAAAACAACUUCACGUCCGUGGUCAACCCGGUGAUCGGUGAGAUGUCCAGCUGGCAGAUCGAGUUGAGGGCCAAGGCGGCCGUGCUGCUUCGCACCAUGCUGGUGUACCUCGAAGACAACGCGACGCAGCACGUGCACCACCUCUGCAUGGCUUUCAUCUCCGCGAGUAGGGACGACGCCGUGGGGCGUCAGGUCAGGGAUUGCUGCAAGCUCAUAGGAAGGUUCGUGCGGCCGGGUGACUGGAUGGGUACGCUGCUCGAGAAGGUGCGGGGUUCGGGGUUUACCGACACCGCGUCCAGGGUCGGGGCGCUGGCGGUGCUCACCGGGUGCCUCUCGGGUGCGGCCAAAGAAGCGAUGGAGGAGCUCGACGAGGAGGGGGGCGAACGUUCAAACUGCGACGACGUGCUGGAGGCACUCGAGGAUCGAUCCGUCUCGGGGUCCUCGGACACCAAACUUCGAAUCCAGCUGUGCAAACUUGUCGCGGCGUGCGCAAGGGAGAAACCCGCCACGUGGCGAUCCCGUGCGAGUCGACUGUGCGCCCUGGCGAUUCGAGCGGGUGGCGGCGAGAUCGGACGGCUCGACGGGUCGGCGGCGCACAUGGAAUCCGCCGUCGCGGAACUGGCCGCCGCGUGCGGACUCGCCUCGGGCGCGGACCUGAUUGGGUCGAUUCGCUCUGAGCUCGUCGCGCCCCUUCGAUUGCUUCCGGCGAGGGGCUGGCGCGCCGCAGACGCCGCCGUGCUCGCGGCUGCGGCGGAGGCUCCGGGCACGUGCACACCCGCGGACGCCGCGGAUCUCGUGCGAUUAUCCUCGCUGGUGGCUGAGGGUCCAGCCGCGAAGGGCGUGCGCUCGCGACUCCUCGCGUUUCCCUUUGUUUCCCGCGGGCGACUCUCCGCACCGCUCGAGGACGGGGACGUGCAGCUCCUGCUCGGCGCUGCGCUGCCCCCGGUGGCGGCCGACCCCGGCGGCUCGUUCACUGUCGCGGCGCUGGCCGCCGCGGCCGCGGUGCUCGAACCGGUCAACUCGAGCGACGCCGCCGCGCGAGAAGCCGCGUCCCUCGUCGCGUGUCACGUCGCUUCCAUCCUCGGAUCGGAGGCGGCGCCGGCAAACGUUCGAGCGGACGCGGCGCGUGUCUUGGAGAUUCUCGCCGGGCGUCGGGGCGCGAUGGAACCGCGCGAUGUGGUGGCUUCCGCGUUACCCGAGCUUCGAUCCCGGCUCGACGAUCCGAACGCCGGCCUUACCACGCCGUCAGAGCCGCGCUUCAGCCGCACCUGGUCGAUGCCGGCGACGCGGCGGCGCGAGAUGUCACUCGGGCGGCGAUCGUGUCGCAUCCGGCCGCGAGCUUUGCUGCCGUGCACGCGAGCGAACUGUCAUCAGAGGCUUUGA
Messenger RNA from Micromonas commoda, 2763 nucleotides. RefSeq lists its product with no specific name. NCBI's taxonomy places the organism in Eukaryota, Viridiplantae, Chlorophyta, Mamiellophyceae, Mamiellales, Mamiellaceae. The coding region runs from base 1 to 2763 and encodes 920 amino acids. The transcript is spliced from 2 exons. The record is from RefSeq and is a predicted model, not a curated record.